CCUGCGGCUGUUUCUGACGCCAGGGCCCGGGUGGGCCGGGCCGGGCAGUGCAGUGCGUCGCGGGCCGGGACCGUGACCGGGGCCGGGGCAGGAUGGACUCGCGCGUGUCGGAGCUGUUCGGCGGCUGCUGCCGGGCGGCGGCGCCGGGGGGCGGCGGGGGAGCCCUGCGCGGGCGCGGUGGCCUCGGCGGCGGCUGCAAGGCGAAGAAGAAGGGCGGGCGCGGCCGGGGCGGCAAGGCCAACAACCCGCCCUACCUGCCGCCCGAGGCAGAAGAUGGGAACAUUGAGUACAAGCUGAAGCUGGUGAACCCCUCGCAGUAUCGCUUUGAGCACCUAGUGACGCAGAUGAAGUGGCGGCUACAGGAAGGCCGGGGCGAGGCUGUAUAUCAGAUUGGUGUGGAGGACAAUGGGCUGCUGGUGGGCCUGUCAGAGGAGGAGAUGCGUGCUUCCCUCAAGACUCUGCGCCGCAUGGCUGAAAAGGUCGGCGCUGACAUCACCGUCCUGCGGGAGCGCGAGGUAGAUUAUGACAGCGAUAUUCCCAGGAAGAUAACAGAGGUCCUUGUCCGGAAGGUUCCUGAUAACCAGCAGUUCCUAGACCUGCGAGUGGCUGUGUUGGGGAAUGUGGACUCAGGAAAGUCGACCCUGCUGGGUGUCCUCACGCAGGGUGAGCUGGAUAAUGGGCGGGGCAGAGCUCGCCUCAACCUCUUCCGGCAUCUCCAUGAAAUUCAGACAGGAAGAACAUCCAGCAUCAGCUUUGAGAUCCUGGGCUUCAACAGCAAAGGAGAGGUAGUGAACUACAGUGACUCACGAACCGCAGAAGAAAUCUGUGAGAGUUCCUCCAAAAUGAUCACCUUCAUUGACCUGGCUGGCCACCAUAAGUACCUGAAAACCACCAUCUUUGGCCUCACCAGCUACUGCCCGGACUUUGCUAUGCUGGUAGUGAGUGCCAACACUGGCAUCGCAGGUACAACGCGAGAGCACCUGGGCCUGGCCAUGGCCCUCAAGGUACCUUUCUUCAUCGUCAUCAGCAAAGUGGACUUGUGUUCAAAAGCCACUGUGGAACGGACUGUGAAGCAGCUGGAGCGCAUCCUGAAGCAGCCAGGCUGCAACAAGCUCCCCCUGUUGGUGAACUCAGAUGAUGAUGCUGUUACAGCAGCGCAGCAGUUUGCACAGUCUCCCAACAUCACCCCCAUCUUCACUCUGUCCAGCGUUUCUGGGGAGAACCUGGAUCUCUUGAAAGUUUUCCUCAACAUCCUUCCUCCUCUGACCAACAGCAAAGAGCAGGAGGAGUUGAUGCAACAGCUCACAGAGUUCCAGGUGGAUGAGAUCUACACAGUGCCUGAGGUGGGGACUGUCGUGGGAGGAACACUGUCAAGUGGGAUCUGCAGAGAGGGGGAGAACCUGGUGGUUGGCCCAACUGACGAUGGCAAGUUCCUCCAGCUGAAGGUGUGUAGCAUCCAGCGGAACCGUUCAGCAUGUCGUGUGCUCCGGGCAGGACAGGCUGCUACCUUGGCCCUUGGGUCCUUUGACCGGUCCCUGCUACGCAAGGGCAUGGUGAUGGUGAGCCCAGAGAUGAACCCCACUAUCUGCUCAGUCUUUGAAGCUGAGAUCGUACUGCUUUUCCACGCCACAACUUUCAGGAAAGGAUUCCAGGUCACUGUGCAUGUGGGAAAUGUGCGGCAGACUGCCAUUGUGGAGAAGAUCCAUGGGAAGGACAAGCUGCGAACAGGGGAGAAGGCUGUCGUUCGUUUCAGGUUCAUCAAACACCCUGAGUACUUGAAGAUCGGAGCCAAGCUGCUCUUCCGGGAAGGAGUCACCAAAGGUAUUGGGCAUGUCACCGACCUUCAAGGCAUCACCACCAAAGAGAACAGCUUAGAGGAAACCCUGGGGACAGGAGGGCUGAGCUUCUGACUACCGUUCAGUGGGAGUGCUCUCCAGACACCAACGAUUGGGGAGACUGAUGGGAGCUCCCCCAGCUCUUCAGGUGCUACCAGGAGCUGCUGCUACCCAGUUCUAGCAUGGGUUUCUCUCCUCCGCGUUGCAAGAUGGAGCCCAGGAGAUUUUCUUGCAUUCAGUGCCCUUCGUGGGACAAAUGAAGCAUGUCUUUGCAUCGCCUGCUGUUUUUGUUAACCUGCCCUCUCUGAGAAUAGACCAGCGGCAGACCUGGGCAGGCGAGUCCUGGCUUUGUUUCUUGUUUGGAAAGUUACUGGCUUAGGCAAAGCAAAGCCCCUGAAGUGAAUGACUGGCAGCGAAGGGAACCUGCCUCCUGUCAUGCAGAAAGAUCAGCCCCAUUCUGGCUUGCCGAGCAUUGGGCCCUGUUGUCAUACUGUUUUCCCUAUGGGGCAUAGACCUUUGGGUAGGGGCAGGAGCAAGCCUUGCCACCUACAGCAGGGGCUGGGUUACACAUGGACUCACAAACAAAAGGAAGGCCUCUCAAAUUGCUUUCAGGACACUUUUUAACCCUUUGAUUUUGGUUGGUUUUAAUCCAGUCCUAAUUUCCUUCUGUGCUGAGUUUUCAAGACUCCUGCUUAGUUUCAUCUCUUCCUGUGUGUGUCAACUUGGGGGAAACCUCCUCCCUGGACUAGCCCUCGCCUGGUGGGGUGACUUCUGCCCAGUGCUCCUGUCAUGUGGGAGGUCUACACAGCCCAGUGCAGUUGGCCUGCUAAAGGAAACAUGAAGCCAGAUUUUACACCUGUCUCUUCUGCUCACUGAGGCUAGCCAUAGCCUGUGUUUAUACCUGCAGGUGGCUGUUGGAGUUUAGCAGCAGUGACUUGCAGUGGAUUUGUUGCAGUCAGACUGUGCCCCAGCCCAGCUCACUCCUUGGGGACUUGCCUUAAUACUUAAGAAGCCUAGGGGGCAGUUAGCAGCACAAUGUACAGUGGCUUCUACCAUUGGAUGCAAUUUUGACAGCAACUGCUGCAGUGAUACUUUUGCUCUCGUUCUUCUUGGUCAAGUAGAGGGGAGACGUCCUUAUCUCUGCCAUGGAGACUCAGUGUCUGAGGGAAGCUAGUGUGAGCCCAUGGCCACUGAAGAACCUGUAUGCAGGUAGAGACCAGCAUGCUCCUGUCUCCCUCCACUCUGGCUAUAUACUUCCCCACUUGUGUCCUUCAGGUAACAAGUGCUGAGUAGUGAGGGGCAGCCUGGAGAGUGCAGUAGAGGCUGUAUUGCUGUACGUAAGGCUCCUGAUUUUCUUGGUGACUUCAGCCAGGCUGGUUGGCUGGAGCACUGCCUGCAGCUAGCAUGCUGUAUAAGGAGACAUGGGCAGCUGGGCUGGGUAGCGUCUGCAGGUGGUGUUAAGGAGAAAAAAGGGAGCUAGUGUUUUGCUCCCUGCAAUGCAGAUCAGAUGCUCUAAGGCAAAUGUCCCUCAAACAACUUGGGGCCAGAUGCUUCUGCUGCCUCCUGCUCUGGGUUUUCUUCUUGCUGGGGCUGCCGCUAGGGUCCAGGGAGGUAAGACUGAAUGGCUGAGUUUACUACUCCAAUGAGCUGCUCUAGAACAUCAGCUUCCUCACUACCAGCUCUGCCUGCAGCCUGCAAAAGUGGCUGGCAGUUUUGAAGGGGGGUAGGGGAAGAAGAUGAGUGGUUUGUUCUACCAAGAAGGGUUAAGGGGAAGUGCCUUCCUUCCCAACCCACUGUGCUGAUUGAAUCCUCCUGGCUUGGGGAGGCCUGUUACUAACACAGAACAAGUGCUGCCCAUUCUCUUCGGAGGGGCAGGGAACUGACUCUUGGAAGUACCUUGCCCACUUCCAGCUGGGGCUAGAGGGCUCUUCUCUCUCCCCUUCACAUAUGGAUGUGGCUGCUUUAUUGGCUCAGAUUCAUUAAAGCAGGGGGCUUUUCCAUUUCAGCCCUGGCAGCUGGCUGGGUCCCAGUGCAGUGUUUUUGCCCUCAUAUAUGCUUUCAGGGAGGACAGGGCCCCAACUACCAGCAAGAACUUCCCUCUGGUGCUACUGUGUCAGGGUAAGCAUUGCCCAAGGAGGGGCUCCGUCUCCCUGUUGCCUGCAGUGCCCUUGAUAUGGCCUCCAGCACUGACACAUCCUCAAGGUGCUGUUUCUUCCCUGGAAGAGCACUUUUCACCCCUGUCCUGUCCUUCCUUCCCUGUGUGGGGUAACUGUUCUUGGUGCCAUGCUCUUCAUACUUCACUGUUAUGUUGUCUUGGAUUUCUCAUGCUGGGAGAUGAUGCCCAUUUCUUUGGCAUCUCUAUAUAUAAUGUACAGAAUAAAGAUGUUUUAUUGAGAGUGCA
Molecule: messenger RNA, 4236 nt
Organism: Alligator mississippiensis (American alligator)
Lineage: Eukaryota; Metazoa; Chordata; Crocodylia; Alligatoridae
Gene: GTPBP2
Product: GTP binding protein 2
Exons: 12
Coding region: 93-1910 (605 amino acids)
Biological process (GO): translational elongation
Molecular function (GO): translation elongation factor activity; GTP binding; GTPase activity
Source: RefSeq, a predicted model, not a curated record